UUUUUAAAAAGAAUAAAUAAAGGAAAUGGACCUGAGCUCAUUACCUUGCUCAGUCAACAGCUUGGAACUCAGCUCGCCCAUCGUCUCAUCUGCAACGGUGAAAAGCCCGUUAAAUCCAGAAUUGACAACUGCUCUUAAAAGAAAGAAUGUUGACAUUAAGAGCCUUGCAGACGAGUUUUAUGGGCUUUACGAUGUUGAUCCUCUACUCGUCAAAAGACAACUGGUCACUGCCAUAAUCCAGUGUUCUGGCAUCGAGGGUUACACUUACGGAAAGCAUUUCGAUGAGGCGAAUUUAAAAGAUAUGCUGUCAAAACAGGACUUGACAUGCAAAAACGCUGCAAUACUCGAGAAAAAGUUCAAAAGGCAGUUUUCAACUUUUAUCACUGCCCUUUUCCACCUGGACAGCGGUUUUAUUUUUCUAAAUGAUAACUUUUUUGUGAUGCUCUUGACCAUAAUAGAGUUGCUGAUGUCCGGGAGGUGGGAUUCGCACAGGAUCAUGGCUUCGCUCAUUGGUAUGAAAUUAAUGACAUCAGUUGUGUACAUUCAAGAAAGAAUUAAGGAUAAAAACUCAGUAUACAAGGGGAGCUAUGACAACAAGGAAAUUGAAGCUAAUCUUUAUGCAAUUUGGUCCAAGCUUUUUACAGAAGUUAUCAGGGGAGGAUUAAGGGAUAGGUCAUCGUCAGUGAUAUACAAUAUACUGGAUGAAUUCAUUCAUUGGUCCGUUCACUACCCUUUUGCAUUGCUGUCUGACGAUAUAAAAAAAUAUGUUUUAAGGUCAAUACUGUUAAAAAAUUUGCAGCACAGGCGUAUGGUUUAUAUAAUUUUAUUCAACUUGUCAAAGACGUCCCAUCUCAAGAAAAUGCUAGACAACAAAUUAACGGAAUUUGUCACAAAAGAACUUGUCGCAUCAUUGAAUGCAAAAGGAUAUCACGGUGAAAUUGCGAUGAAGAUAUUGUUAAAUGUGAUAGAUUAUGUUGAAUUUUGUAGUUGGCCUGAAUUUGCAUUGGACAAAAGAGAGCUCGAAUUAGUUUUCAUGGCGGUUUAUAAUCCAAACCAGAGUAUCGGCGUACAAGCGGCCAAGUAUUUUUUUAUGACGCAACUUAAAAAUUGUAACAGUUUGCAAAUCCUUCAAGACCUAGUAACGUUCACCAGGGAAUCUUAUAUUAAUAACUUGGAUAUGCUAGUCGAUUCUUUUUCUUGGUAUUUUUUCCAUCACCACAACUGGGAAGAGUGGAACCAAUUGAUCAAAACGGACAGUUCGACUGUCGUUAGUGUCACUUCUCUUUUGUAUGCUGUAGCUAAAAGAUUAAUUUUAAACGAAGUACCAAAAAUUAGAACUAACCUGUGCAAUAAAUUCAAAGAAGAAGAUCGGAAAGAUAUUGCGGCAGUGUUUACGAACUAUUUCAAAAAAACUUGGAUCACAAUUUUAUCUUACCAUUCGAUUCAAAUAAAUCCACUGGCACUCAGUGAUAUUAUCAAGAUUUUGGAAUUUUUUGACAAAGAGCACAUUUCUUCAGAGAUAUUGCUUACGAUUUGGAUGAAGUUGAGCAGAAUUUGCCUCGAAUGCCCUCACUGCACGGUGAUUGAUGAGUCUUGCCGGAUGAUGGUGCAUUUGCAAACAAAGUUUAAUUGGAGCAGCAAAGAAAAAACUAUUGUAGAAAGGCAAAUGGAGAAACUGAGAGAAAAUAUCGUUAACGAUUUUAUGCAGUGUCUUAUGUUUCCUUCUUUACUUUAUAAAGAUUGCGAAGUACUUCGUGGUCAAUUGUGUUCUUAUGCUAAAUAUUUUUUACUCAAGGAUGAUCUAUAUCUUUGGGAAAGAGCUAUACAUUUUUUAAUAAACUCUUCAAGGAAUGUAUUUAAUAAUUUUUCAGGCCUAACGAAACUCUUAAUGGAUUUUUUGUUCAAUAUAGUGUUUCGCAAGCACCAGGAAAUUCUUGCAUUGCAUUCACAAGUUAAAGCCGUCAAUGGACAAAAAUCCUUGCAUAAAUCUGAUGACAUUUUGAAAGAGAUAAAAAGUCAAAUAUAUUGUUUAGAAGUUCUUCUUUUACCGAGGGUUUGUGAACUAGAGACCAUUUUCACUCCGUUAUUACACAUUGAACAACAGGAUAUUAGAAUACAAACUUUUCUCAAUUUAUUAAAACUGUAUGAACUGUAUGGACCGCACAUGGCUGAACAUGAAGAUUUACACAUACUAUUUAUUAAUUUCGACAACGAUUUUAUUAAACAAAUGAAACUAUUCAUGAUAGAUAUUAUGAAUUCUGCUUGUGAAGAAAAGAAAAUGUGUUGCUUCCUCCUUCAGAGAUUUAUGAGGCUUAUUGGAGAGGGUGUUUUUUGUAUUUCAAACAUCGGUGAUUUUCUUGUCAACUAUGGAAAUAAUUCAAGCCAUGAUGAAAUUGUAAUUAAAUCGUUGAAAUUCUACACAAAGAAGCACAAGACUCACUUUAAAAAACUGGCUUUCACUGUAUUUUAUGCCAUCACCGUCAUAUUUGAAAUGGACAUAUCUCAAGGUGUCCUGGUGCAGGAUGCUGUUAGCAGAGGGCAGACUGUUUUGAAGAGAGUUAUCGAGAGCAAUGUCGCGACAACGGCUGCGAUGCUGUUCAGCAUCUAUGUACACAUAAUCGACAAAAUUGUCGAGAAAAAAGACCCAAAUAUGCUCCAACUCUUAGAACCGUUCACACAUUUGUUAUCCAACAAAUCACAGGAUGACUUAGUAAAAAUCCUUGAAGAAAAAGUACCAUGGUUGACUAAAAAGGAAUUUAAACUACGGGCGUUCUAAACGUAAUUUAUCGACAUAAGAGAAGAAAAUAUACUUUCAAUUGCAGUAAAUUAAAAUAUACAUUUUUCUUGUGUUAUAAGCAGUUAA
Molecule: messenger RNA, 2863 nt
Organism: Cimex lectularius (bed bug)
Lineage: Eukaryota; Metazoa; Arthropoda; Insecta; Hemiptera; Cimicidae
Exons: 19
Coding region: 26-2776 (916 amino acids)
Biological process (GO): sister chromatid cohesion
Cellular component (GO): chromatin; nucleus; cohesin complex
Molecular function (GO): chromatin binding
Source: RefSeq, a predicted model, not a curated record